This is a messenger RNA of Anopheles funestus (African malaria mosquito), 1723 nucleotides long. RefSeq lists its product as uncharacterized. Lineage: Eukaryota; Metazoa; Arthropoda; Insecta; Diptera; Culicidae. The record is from RefSeq and is a predicted model, not a curated record. The transcript is spliced from 3 exons. The coding region runs from base 153 to 1283 and encodes 376 amino acids.
AAAUUAAAUCUGCAAAACUAAUGAACUUUGUAAAGUUUUUAGGUUUUUCUCUACGUCUCUAGUGGAAUUCCCUCCCGAGCGUUUAUGCCGUAGGUGAAGCAACAUUUCCUCCCAAGGGAAUUCCAUCACCAGCUGACCAGUAAGAUGCAAAGAUGCAAGUCGACAUCGGCCGCGACACAAUUCGAUACCGUAGCGAUGCCAAAGGCGCAAGACCCGCGUUCCACCUGAUGCUGCUGGUAGAAUGUUCCGGCUUGCACAUGUACCCGGAAAUAUUCGACCCGUCGAAGUACCUGCAGCGGCCAUUGCCGCUGAAAAGGGUUGAUAGUCGUGCGAUACCCGAGGCCGAGUUUCAUUCCGAUGGUGGGUUUAAGGAUGGUGAGGUUGGAUUCGUACGUUCGACGAGUGAGUCCGGCAAGGGUGGAUACCGGCACAAGGAGAACUUCCACAAGAAGGAUGGUAACAAGUAUGGACACGAGCGACAAACGGGAUUCGGAGAAUCGAAACGUACCGGAGACGACCAAGCGAAGGAACACGGACGACUGAUUGUGGACACGCAUCACUACCGUCCUGAGCCAACGUACGAAGUCAUCGAGGAACAUGAGAGUGAUGUCGAGAAUCCAGACAAAAACAAAAAGUACGGCCUCACUUCCAACAAGAACAAGAAAAAAGCUAGCGAGCAAAAGCCCAAGUCUGUCAAAUCUUCGCGUCAAACUGCUCCGGGGAAGGUUCCGUCGAAACAUCAGAAAAACCACAGCGGAUAUGAAUCGAUCGUGUACCAUGAGAACGAACACGACAGUACGGAGCAUGGUUACGGCCAGAAGAAGGUGGUCGGUAAGAUCCCCGACCAGAAACCUGCUAAACAGAUUGCCCAUGACGAUGGUGACGGGUACGAUGAGGAUGAGCUGGAGUCGGCAGAGCGGCAAACGGACGGUGACUAUGCGCACGAAUACGACAGUGACUCUGAGGAUGCUGACACUGGACGGGAAUCGGAUUUUGCCGACAACUACGACGCGGUACGGUUCGACAGUGACUUCGAGCGAUCCUUUGGCAGUGAGGAAGACCACACGGAGGGUGGUGAAAAUGGACGACCGACGGGGAAGAAUGAAGAUUACGACUACGCCGACGAUGAUCGGGAUGAGGACGAUGAUUCGGCUGAUGAGGACAAGUACCGGGGUGAUGAUGAUUCUGGCGAGGAAGAGGAAGGCGAAGGUUCGGAGAAAGGUGAUGAAGAUCGGCAGUACGAGUAUGCCAGUGAGGCCGAUGGCGAUGCGGAAGACUAUUGAAAGGAGUUUGGUUCAUUACAUGAAGAGCCGUAGGUGAUUAAGAUUAGAAGAAGAACGAUACCGAUAGGAAGCUGCUAGCGACCGGCUAGUUAACGAGAUACCUCGAUCCGUAGUGCAAAUAUGUCGUAAUAAAUCCAACUAAUGAUACUGUUAUUACAUUGAACUUGUGAUGUUUGAUGAACUCUUCUUGGGCGUAAUUCUUGUAAAUAAACAUUUUAUGAGAUUAUAGUUAAUCAAGCUAUUCUCAUAUGAAUAAGAUUGGUUAAAAUCCUAGAAAUUAUUAAUGUUGCAACAAAAAACAUAAAACUCCCAUUUAAAUCUCCACCUGUUCUUCAUUUCAGUCCAAGAUCAAGUUUUGCUAUAAAACGGAGUUCAUUUUGUAAGCUUUUUCUAAAGCUUCAACAACUAGCAUUCAUUCCAAACGUUCAUGCUCAGGGUGC